This is a messenger RNA of Phragmites australis (common reed), 1117 nucleotides long. RefSeq names its product transcription factor DIVARICATA-like. Gene Ontology annotation, molecular function: DNA binding. NCBI's taxonomy places the organism in Eukaryota, Viridiplantae, Streptophyta, Magnoliopsida, Poales, Poaceae. The record is from RefSeq and is a predicted model, not a curated record. The transcript has 2 exons. The coding region runs from base 164 to 712 and encodes 182 amino acids.
CAACGCGCAACAAACCAACGGCACACGGCGCCGCCCACAUAGCCACCUACCCAUCCGUCCGUCCACCACGAGCAGCACGCCGCACGCAACGCGCCAACACCGUGGCUGUUAACGACGCGACGCGCUUCGUCCGAUCGUGUCCAGCCGGGGGAGGGGAGACGGCAUGGAUUUCCACCACCACCACCGCGUCCACGCAGCGGGGCCGCCGCCGGCGGCGGGGCGGCCUUGGAGCAAGGCGGAGGACAAGGUGUUCGAGAGAGCGCUGGUGACGUGGCCGGAGCACGCGCCCGACCGGUGGGCGCUCGUUGCGGCGCAGGUCCCCGGGCGCACGCCGCGGGAGGCCUGGGAGCGCUACGAGGCGCUCGUGGCCGACGUUGACCUCAUCGAGCGCGGCGCGGUCGACAUCCCGGGCUGCUGGGACGCCGACGACGACGGCGAGGAAGGCGCCCCCGGCCGCCGCUCUGGCAAUAGCCGGACCCGCGGCGAGGACCGGCGUCCCGGGAUACCCUGGACCGAGGAAGAGCACAGACUGUUCCUUCAAGGGCUGGAGAAGUACGGGCGCGGGGAUUGGCGGAACAUCUCGCGGUUCGCGGUGCGGACGCGGACGCCGACGCAGGUGGCCAGCCACGCGCAGAAGUACUUCAACCGGCAGGCCAACCCCGCCAGCCGCGACUCCAAGCGCAAGAGCAUCCACGACAUCACCACCCCUUAGACCCACCCGGCCGCCGACGGCGACACUCUUUCUCGUGAUAAACGGAAGUAUUAGUACUAGUGCAUGACAUCCACAUAAUGAUAGUUUAUCAGCAUCUUAAAUUAGGGUGAAAUCCUUUAUCAGGGCCCAUGGGUCUCUGCAUUACUGUGGACGCACAUGGUUCAAGCCGCACGUGGUUUAGACUUACUAGCUCAUAGCAUAAUUAGGAGUCCGAAAUAUCUUAAUGAGUUUAACGCGUCAACGUCGUGUCUAGUUUAGGUGGAUGCAGACUGACUUGAUGCACCUGCACCUGUCACUGUUCCAUAGUUUUAUGGUGCUUUUAUAUGAUGGUGUAUAGCUUGUACAGUAGUAGUUGUUGGGGGGCGUUCAAAUGAUACAGUGCAUAUGCUGCUGGAUGCUGGUCAA